UUUUUUGUAGUCAUGGUUGCAGAAUACAAUGGUGUAAUGGCUGCCAAAGAAAGAUUAGGAAGAUACUGAUUAAUUUGAGCACGCAAUAUGACGGCUGUUUUACCUCCUAUCAAGGGUGCCAUUGCAUCCCCCAAGACUGGAAACAAUGGGGGUAUGCAAACUGAAGUUCAGUACCUGCCUGGCCCACCAAAGGGAUCGCCAGAAAAUGGGCUACAGAUGGGCAAACUGCGACCCCUAAGGAAAAUGCUGAGCAAGAAUGAACGAAAGAUGUUUGAAAAGUUACAGUCGCUUAGAACACAGCUACCAGUCCUUACCAAACGUGAUACAACAAAGUAUAGGAACACAUACAAGCACAACCUGUGUCUGGACAUGCUUCAGGAAGGUUACCACAUGUCCUUCCGAGAACUGUUUGCCUUGAUCCAGCAGCAGGAAGAGGAUCGUAUUCGGGCCGGCCCCGACUCUAUCAUGUGGACACAGGUUAUGCUGCAUGAGGAGUACGAGAAACUUGACAUGCUGAAGACUCACCUAACUAAUGCUGAAGCAGCGGAGAGGAAAUAUGACUAUUCCCAGGUCUAUGCAGAGCGCUCUAUCCUGGCCAAGUACUUCCUUAGUACCAAAGACAAGUGGCUGUCUGACCACUUCUUUAACACGUGUCUCACCACCAGUCAGGCUAUUGAAGGGGAUGGAGGACAGGCACAAGCAGAGGGUCACCGGAAUGUCGGUAUUUCUCUCAAGGAAAGUGGUGAUUACUUCCAAGCCUCAAAACACUUUGAGGCUUACCACGAGCUGGCAUCUGACAACACACACUGGGUGAAUGAGGAGGGCGUGACGUUCUAUACGGAUGCCUGUAUCAACCUGUACAACAUCUACACUAACAUCGGCAACCAGCUGGAGGACAGCGACCCCGACAGUUCUCUACAGCUACUCCUCAAGGCCUACCAGAUGGCUUCCAAUAGUGGGGAUCACAAACUGAGAGGUGAGUCCACCUACACUCUGGGUCUGGCAUAUGACAAGGCCGGGGAUGAAGAGAAAGCCCUAUUGCAUCUAGAAGACUUUUUGUCAACGUGUAAAUCGGCAAAUGAUUAUGAAGGAAUUGGAAGAGCAUGUGAUGCCAUUGCUAAGACAUAUUCCAGGGCGGGUAAAGUGUCAGAGUGUAUCAAGUAUCUCAAGCAGUUUGUGGAAACGGCAGAAAAAAGUGGUCAGGAAGUUGAGUUUAGCAAGGCUUGUCAUAAUCUUGGCAACAUCUACAACUCACUGGGAAAAUAUGAAGAAGCUACGGAGUACUUCAGCAAGGCCUACAAUGUAUCCAGAGCUAUGGGCGAGGCCAGCUUGAUCCAUGCCAACCGUGUUCAGUAUGGAAUUGCAAUGGCUCAUCGCAUGCUCAAAGGCUUUGGCAACCACAUCAUCCAGGGCCAUCAGCCUUGCCUGGAGAGACUCAUCGAAUGGAAGAGUGCCAGGACAGAUGAGUUUGAAAAACCCAUUCCAAAUCCAUCAACACCAACAGACGUUCGUAAAAGCGUAACAAAACCUGAGAAGAAAGAUACGAAGGCGAUAGAGGAAGGUGAAGAGAAAACUGUAGAGCAGCUGAAUGCGACAACAACCCAACAGGCCCCCUCAAGUACCGUUGUAAGUGAAAGUGAGGAGGAGGAAAAUUAACAUUGCACAAUGCAGUGCAUGGAGAUAAAACCAAUGAGAAAGACUUCAUAAUGACCGUGUCAAUACCAGUGAGAGAGAUUUCACAAUGAAUGUCAGAACCAGUGAGAGAGAUUUCAUAAUGACCGUGUCAAAACUAGUGGUGGAGAUUUCAUAAUGACAAGUGUCAAAAUAUUAACAAAAUGAAAUAUAUAGCAUAUUGCACGAGUUGUAUUGUCUAACCUUAUUAACCUUCUUGUCCAUACCAGUGGAGAGAGGUCUGCUGGAUCAUGUAGAUCACUGAUUGGUUAUAUACUGGAAGCAAUUACAUUACACCAUUUUGGAUUGGUCACCGGUCGGAUAUACUGUGGAACCUGCCAAAACCAGAUCACCUUGGGACCUUAACGUUUAUCCAGUUUAGAAAGAGCUGAAACCUUCCAAAACCAGAUCACCUUGAGGCCUCAAACAUUUAUCGAGUUUAGAAAGAUCUGAAACCUGCCAAAACCAGAUAAUUUUGGGAUCUCAACAUUUAUCUGGUUUAGAGAGAGAUCUGGAACCUGCCAAAACCAGAUCACCUUGUGACCUCAACAUUUAUCCGGUUUAGAAAGAUCUGAAACCUGCCAAAACCAGAUAAUUUUGGGACCUCAACUUUUAUCUGGUUUAGAAUCUGUCAAAACCAGAUCACCUUGGGGCCUCAACAUUUAUCUAGUUUAGAGACAGAUUUGGUAUAUUGGUGUAUGGUGUCAUCAUUUUAUAAAUAUAACUUGUUGGAAAAUGAAAUUGGCCCAAUCUGAUAUAUCCUGAAACCAGAACCUGUAUUAGAUUAUUAAAGGUAUGUAAAAGUUGAAGUCAGUAUCCUGUUUGAAUUGUAUGCACAUACAUAGUUGUUGUAUAUGUGUGAUUUUUAACUACAAUCAGUUAUAUAAUGUAUUGUUAAUGUGUUGGGUUUAUUCAGCUGGAGUUCAACUGUGUUUUCAGCAGGGUAGUUUUGCAGGUUAUUUUAUGAAGAAUCUUGACACUUACAUCCAAAAAAUCUAUAAAUCUAUCUAGUUUCCAGAAUGGACAGGUUCUGGUUUAUUCAGGGUUGUAAUGCAUUGAAUAUAUAUGAAAUAUUCUGGACAGAAAUUUGGCUGAUUUUAACAGGAAUCUGGAUUUGUCAGGAUUUGGUUUAAGCAUGUUCUACAGUACCAGGAAGUUUUAUAGUGCAUGACAUUGAAACACUGUGGUUUAGAACUGACUACAUGUUUUUUAUUUUGUACAUGUGUUUAAGUUAAAGAUUUAUUUCAGGUCAUAUUAUUUUUAAUUUUAACUUCACUUAGUUGCCAACAUUAACAAAAUUGUAUUGGAAACAUUUAUCAAUAAUAGAUACACUGUGUGUGUUUAUAUGAGAUGGUUAAUUUUCAAUGCAUAGCUGUUAAAAAGUUAUAUUUUGUUACUUAUGUUUUCAAGACAAUUUAUGUUUCUUUUCUUGUGUAGUUAGAAAGUUUAAAAAAAAAAAAGUAUAUGUCAUUUAUGAGGUACAGUUUUGUUGAGUGCUCAAGUGUCAUUAAAAAUUCAUUAAUUUAUUAAUUUUAAUUCAGUUUUGAUAUAUUACUGCAUGUAUAUAGUGAAUUGUGUUGCUGAAUGACACUGUGUUAGCAUUAACACACAUUGCCAAAACGUGUUUGGAAGGAUUUAGUUUUGACUCUUUUUUUCUUUUUUUUGUCUUGUUUUUUGUGUUGUUUUUGGUUGGGGGUUUUUGGGGUGGGGUUUGGGUUUUUUGGAGGGUUUUUUAGUUUCCUAUCUUGCAUAGUGGUUGAACAGAAUAUAUAUCAUUAGGAGAAAAGGUGGUAAAAUUUUAUUAAUAUAAUUAUAGUUUUAAUAAAAUCACAGAGAAGUUUGUUACACUAAAAAAACAUUUGUUUAAAAUUCAUUAACAUAAUUCUUUUGAAUCUCCUUUGUUCCAUUUCAGACAUAGAGACUUGUUUGUAACAUAUGUUUGUUUUGGGGUGUGGUUUGUGUUGUUUCUUUUAUAAAUAAUUGUUUUCAAUAGAAUGAGGAACAUAAAAUUAUAGAUUUAUAUAUAGAUUUGUAUAUAGAUUUGUAUGUGUUUUUGUUUAUUAAUAGUUAAUUGGUUAGUCAAAGCUGCAAUCUUGUCAUAUUAUCCUGUAAUACCAUUUACUAAUGCAAAAUACGAACACAACUGCAGUUUUAAUAAAUGUAUGUAUUAUCAACAGAUAUGAAACUUAAAAAUCUUAUCACAAAACGGGUAUUAUAAAUAAAGCACAUCAAGCAUGUGUGCAGAAAAUUGUGCUGGGGUGGUAUCAAUUUUAGUGAGCAAAGUUUUUAGGGGGGUGGAUCAUACUCAGGUUUCCAGAAAAUACUUUUUAAAAAAAACAGUAUGAAAAUUUGCUAGGAGCCUGCACAUAUUAACAAAGAGAGGUAUUUCUUCAAGGGGUUAGGCAGCAUGAUGUGGUGUUCAGAACGAUUGCUGCUAGUUAUAAUAUUAUAACUGGAAUGGAUAAUCGCAUAAACUGUUUAUUCAGUAUUUGUUUUCCAUGCACUGGGUCUAUCUGUCAGUGGGCCCAUUGGGCUAUUUCUUGUUCCAGCCAGUGCACCACAACUGGUAUAUUAAAGGCUGUGGUAUGUGCUAUCCUGUCUGGGAUGGUGCAUAUAAAAGACCCUUCCUACUAAUGGAA
This is a messenger RNA of Gigantopelta aegis, 4310 nucleotides long. Its product is annotated as tetratricopeptide repeat protein 29-like. The coding region runs from base 88 to 1656 and encodes 522 amino acids. The transcript has 10 exons. The record is from RefSeq and is a predicted model, not a curated record. Lineage: Eukaryota; Metazoa; Mollusca; Gastropoda; Neomphalida; Peltospiridae. Gene Ontology annotation, molecular function: protein binding.